AUGUCUUCCGAUCUUCCUCCUCUCCUUCAACUUCAUUUUCUUCCCCACUCCCUCGCCCCUCUCGUUCCUUUGUCCUCUGUCUCUCCCCUGCCAGAGGCGGUGCCGAAGCGAAUAUUGGAGAUUAUGAACGUCCAGGGACUCACUCGAGAGAACGUCGCCUCCCAUCUGCAGAAGUACCGCCUAUACCUAAAGCGGCUAAGCGGGGUGAACCCACAGCCGCACCCAGUGGCCUCCUUCCAAGCCACAGAGGGCAGUGCGUUCGGGGGCACGCUGCACGUGCAGCUACCCGGCUCACGCUCCUCCAAAACCCCCUCCAUGAGCCUCUCUGAUGCGGUUGCUGCUGCUGCCGCCGCUGCUGGGCUGGCUGGUAUAGCAGGAUUGGGCACAGUGGGUCUGGCCGGGGGAGGAGGCUUGGGAGGGCUUCUGGAAAUGGCUACAGGGGGUGCGGGAGGAAUGGAGAAUGGCGGAGGAGUGGGCUUCUGUUGUUAG
This is a messenger RNA of Closterium sp. Yama58-4, 489 nucleotides long. The record is from the annotation of a GenBank genome assembly. NCBI's taxonomy places the organism in Eukaryota, Viridiplantae, Streptophyta, Zygnematophyceae, Desmidiales, Closteriaceae.